Molecule: messenger RNA, 2175 nt
Organism: Panthera uncia (snow leopard)
Lineage: Eukaryota; Metazoa; Chordata; Mammalia; Carnivora; Felidae
Product: protein FAM24A-like
Exons: 3
Coding region: 252-518 (88 amino acids)
Source: RefSeq, a predicted model, not a curated record
CCAGCAACGCGGUUCCAAACCUGCCGGGGAAGAGCCCAAGGACGGAGCAUGCGCUCCGACGGCCCCUCGGCCUACGAAAGGAGCUGUGCGCAGGCGCGGGGCGAGACUGGCGGGAACGCAGGGGGCUCUUUCGACGUUGGUCCGAGGAAGUAGCAGGCGGUGUGGACGACGGUUGUCUGGCCGCCCGGGAGGGUUGGUCCUUCGAGGAGAGUCCAUCGUCAGAUAAGUCUACUAAAGUCAACACAAUAAUUAUGUUCAGCAUUGCUGGCGGUAUCCUGGUGGCCAUGCUUGUGCUGAUGGCUGUUGUCAUCUGUCUUUACUACAAAGUAGCCAACGCAUUGAAAUGUUCAAAGGCACCUCUUUGUUUGGCCUUAAAAAAUUCACCCCUGGACAAGGUCGCGGCCGCAGCCAUCACUGCUGGGUCUUAUCCCAACCUCCAAUGCUGUGACGAAUGUAGCUUGUAUGCCGACUUUGAUUCCCUGCCACCAUGCUUCUGUGACGUAAACGAGGGACUCUGACUUGGGUGGGCACAAAAAUCUUCAUGCGCAAUCUUUCUUUCUUAGUAGAAUGUUUUAUUAUUCAAGUCAAGUUUUAUAAUGUUUACAUUAUGUGUUAUGUAACAUAUUUAUGUACUUUUGAAUAAAUGCAAUAUUGAAAAUAAUUCUUUGCCUCUGGUGUUUGUUGUUGUUUGUUAUAAAUGCACUUAGGGACCCCUGGGUGGCUCAGUUGGUUAAGGUCCAACUUCAGCUCAGGUCAUGAUCUCACACUUCCUGAGUUUGAGCCCCCCAUCCAGCUCUGUGCUGACAGCUCAGAGCCUGGAGCCUGCUUCGGAUUCUGUGUCUUUCUCUCCCUCUGCCCUCCCCUGCUUGUGCUAUCUCUCAAAAGUAAAUAAACAUUAAAAAAAAGUAAUAAAUGCACUUAAAUUUGUGUACUAGCCACUUGGUGACUUGGGGCAACUAUCUUGUAGUAUUAUAUUGCAAUAUAAAGAGAGUUAUCUCCAAUGCCAGAAGAAAAAUAUAUAUUGAUCUUAGAGCGUUUCCAGUUUCCGACUCAGAAAUUCCCAGCUGGAGGAGCUCAUUUGGCUCUUCUCCUCCCGAGAGUUUCACCCACUCUCAUCUAGCUCCUCUCCUGCACAGUUCUGUCACACUGUCCUGAAGGAGGACACCUGUCAUCUUGGAGAGAGUGGGAACAAAGCGAUGGGACAUGUCUGGGUUUAAGUUAGCUUAUCUGUGUAAUGAUGGGGUGGAGCCCAAUGGCAUCUAAAAGACAUUUCAGAAAACCCGAGAUUCUCCCUCUGGCAUUCUCCAAGCAAAUCUUCAGAAGCAGAUUCCCUCCCUUCUGGAUCCCUUUAACAACGGAGUCUUGCUAAUUCAGCUGCCAGUGCCUGUAACUGCUGACCGGAACCCCCAGCUGAGUUGGAGAGGCCAGGAUUCUCUUGGUCUCAGCAGUAGGACAUACUCCUCUCCACUCCUGUUCAUCAGCUCCCCUCUGUUCCUGCUCUUUCCCCUGUCUGGACCCCUUUUUACUCACAGACUGUCCUUCUGAAACUACAUUUUGUACUUGUUAACAAAACCCUGGCUUUGUGAGCAGAGCACUCUCUCCAGAGGGCUUGGCUGAUGAGGCCAUUUCAGCACUCCAGUGGUGGAGAGAUUUGCCAGAAGGGAUGUGGGAGCUGAGGCUGCUCUCACAGAGCAGCCGUUUGGAAUGGCCACGAAAAUCCCUGCAGGCUCCAGGAUGAGUUUCAGGAGGCAAAUUCAAGGCUGCAUCUUCCCUGCAUCUUGCCCUGAGACUUCCCAUCUGGAAAUGACCUGUCCCUCUUGAGUUCCUGAAGCACUUUCUCUGCCUCUGUCUGGCGUCUCCUGUUCAGGCCUGGUGUUCGGUGUUCACUUGCACUUUGAUUUUCUCGUCGCUGGCAAGCUCCUGAGCCCAUCCCAUUUCCCUCUCAGCCUCACCCAACGGGCAGCACAGUGCGCAGAACCCUGGAGGCCCUGUGCAAGCAUGUUCUGUACAGGAAUUCCUUGGGAAUACAUCUGAAGUUCAGGCAUCUCAGGGUCCACGAAGGAGGCAGGAUGGGGCAAGGGCUCCUGGGACACCCGUCUGGUAGGCAGUAGGGACAGAGCGUACCCUGUGGGCUUCAGAGCUAGAUACACUUGGUUCAAAUCCAACUCUGCCUUU